AUGGCUCGCUCCACUUUCGCAGCCUUACUGGCAACCUACCUCACAACAACCCUCGCCACCCCAAACCCAGUGGAAGUCGAACGCGAAGCCAUAACCCCCGCGGCCCUCCUCCCCCGCGCAACAUCCACAAGCAUAACAAACCAAAACCAGCUCCUCGCCGCCUUCUCCUCCUUCUCCGCCGACAUCCAAUCCCUCUCCGCCGCCAUCUCCGUCGGCGAAGCGAUCUUCACCAACAUUGUCCCCGCCCCAGGCCCGACCGCAAUUCCCCAGCUCCUCAAAGAACUCCAGACCGUCAAUAACGCCAACCCCGGCGACAUCUUCAAAUCCGGCGCCGAGAUCCUCCUGAAUGGCUUCUCUGGCGGCGACUAUGCGAACAUCGCGGCGGGAUACUUGCUCGAGAGUUCCACGUUUAAUAUCAACCUCAUCCCUCCGAAGACUGUCAUCUACCCCAAGGCGGAUCCAGCAGAUGCUCCGUACGAUAUCUCUGAGGCGACGUUGCGAUCGGCAAUAUACAUUCCUCCGACCUUCACGUACGGCAAAAUCCAGCCGGUGAUUUUCGUUCCUGGGACUGGCGUUCGUGCGGGUCAGACCUGGGCGCCGACGUAUGGGAAGUUGUUCAAGCAGAACAAGAUUGCGGAUGCGGUGUAUUUGAAUUUGCCGAGUGAGAAUCUGGAUGAUAUCCAGGCGUCGGCUGAGUAUAUCGCUUAUGCGGUGAAUUAUAUCUCGAGUAUUAGUGGGCGGAAUGUCUCGACAAUCUCUUGGUCCUCCGGCUCGGUCAGCGGUCAGUGGGCGCUGAAAUACUGGCCCUCAAUCCGAAAGCGCCUCUCCAACAAAAUCUCCUUCUCGCCCGACUACCACGGCACCAUCUUCGCCCAACUCCUCUGCCCAGGUUUCGUCACCCCUGGCUCGGACCCAGCCGUGUGCCAACAGAAUUACAACUCAACAUUUAUCCGCACUCUGCGCAACAACGGCGGCGACUCCGCCUACGUCCCCACAACAAACAUUUACACCAUCUUCGACGAGAUCGUCGAACCUCAACAAGACCCCAACGCAUCCGGCGCUCUCCUCGACGCCCGCGGCGUCGGCGUCUCCAACACCGAAAUCCAAAGCGUCUGCACCGCCUUCCUCCCCGGCGGCACGCUGUACAACUCCCACGAAGGAGUCAUCUACAACGCCCUCGGCUACGCGUUGGUCAUCGACGCCCUCACGAACGGCGGCCCAGGCCGUGUCUCGCGCGUCAACGCUACGUUCCAGUGCUCGCAGUUCGCCACGCCCGGUCUGAGCCUCGCAGAUAUCUUCGCGACGGAGGCUCUUAUCCCUAUCGCUGCUUUUCAGAUUAUUGCGUUUUUGCCUAAGUCGGCUACGGAGCCGCCGAUUAAGGGGUAUGCGCAGAAGGAUAUUCCGGCGUAG
Messenger RNA from Zasmidium cellare ATCC 36951, 1410 nucleotides. RefSeq lists its product as uncharacterized. NCBI's taxonomy places the organism in Eukaryota, Fungi, Ascomycota, Dothideomycetes, Mycosphaerellales, Mycosphaerellaceae. The record is from RefSeq and is a predicted model, not a curated record. The coding region runs from base 1 to 1410 and encodes 469 amino acids. The transcript has 2 exons.